Messenger RNA from Miniopterus natalensis, 1260 nucleotides. RefSeq names its product vascular endothelial growth factor D (gene VEGFD). The record is from RefSeq and is a predicted model, not a curated record. Gene Ontology annotation, molecular function: growth factor activity; chemoattractant activity; vascular endothelial growth factor receptor binding. Gene Ontology annotation, cellular component: membrane. NCBI's taxonomy places the organism in Eukaryota, Metazoa, Chordata, Mammalia, Chiroptera, Miniopteridae. Gene Ontology annotation, biological process: positive regulation of angiogenesis; response to hypoxia; sprouting angiogenesis.
UCUGCAUAAGACUGUGCAAAAACAUACCUUGACUAAUUGAAGUCAUUUCAUUGGAUUUUGAUCACAACUGAUUGUUUUUUCCACGUGAAAUCUUGGGGUUUCAAGCUUUCCUUCUGGAGAAUGCCUUUUGAAACAGUUUUCUCUAGCUGCCUGAUGUCAACUCCUUGGUAAUCAGUGGAUAUUAAAAUGUUCAAAAUGUACAGACAGUGGGCAGUGGUGAAUAUUUUCAUGAUGUUUUACCUGCAGUUGGUGCAAGACUCCAGUAAUGAACAUGAACCACUAAAAAGGAGCAGUCAGUCAAUGUUAGAACAAUCUGAACAGCAGAUUAGGGCGGCUUCUGGUUUGGAAGAACUUCUGCAGAUCACACACUUCGAGGACUGGAAGCUGUGGAGAUGCCGACUGAAGCUGAAGAGUUUUACCAGCCCGGACUCUCGCUCAGCGUCCCAUCGGUCCACCAGGUUUGCGGCAACUUUCUAUGACAUUGAAACAUUAAAAGUUAUAGAUGAGGAAUGGCAGAGAACCCAGUGCAGCCCGAGAGAGACGUGCGUGGAGGUGGCCAGCGAGCUGGGCAGCAGCACCAACAGGUUCUUCAAGCCCCCCUGCGUGAACGUGUUCCGCUGUGGCGGCUGCUGCAACGAGGAGAGCGGCGUCUGCAUGAACACCAGCACCUCCUACGUCUCCAAGCAGCUCUUUGAAAUAUCAGUACCUUUGACAUCAGUACCUGAAUUAGUGCCUGUUAAAGUUGCCAACCAUACAGGCUGUAAGUGCUUGUCAACGGCUCCCAGCCAUCCAUACCCCAUUAUCAGAAGAUCCAUCGAGGUCCCGGAAGAAGAUCGCUGUCCCCAUUCCAAGAAACUCUGUCCUAUUGACAUGCUAUGGGAUAGCAACAAAUGUAAAUGUGUUUUACAGGAGGAGAAUCCACUUUCUGGAAUGGAAGACCCCUCUCCCCUCCAGGAACUGACUCUCUGUGGGCCACACAUGAAGUUCGACGAAGAUCGUUGCGAGUGCGUGUGUAAAGCGCCCUGCCCGGGCAAUCUCAUCCAGCACCCCGAGAACUGCAGCUGCAUCGAGUGCAGAGAGAGCCUGGAGAGCUGCUGCCGGAAGCACAAGGUAUUUCACCCAGACACCUGCAGCUGUGAGGAUGGAUGCCCCUUUCACACCAGAAUGUGUGCAAAUGGGAAGCCAGCCUGUGCAAAGCAUUGCCGCUUUCCAAAGGAGAAAAGGCCUGCCCAUGGGCUCCACAGUCAAGAAAAUCCUUGA